Pantherophis guttatus is the source of this 2269-nucleotide messenger RNA. The record is from RefSeq and is a predicted model, not a curated record. Lineage: Eukaryota; Metazoa; Chordata; Lepidosauria; Squamata; Colubridae.
AUGGUCCCAAAAGAGGACCAUCAAUACAUUGGAAUUAUUCAACUGCUUCAUCAUUUCAGAUGGACGUGGAUUGGGAUUUUUACUAUGGAUAACAACAAUGGAGAACGUUUCUUACAGAAAAUGCAGCCCAUACUUUCACAAAAUGGAAUCUGUUCAUCGUUCGUAGAAAGGCUUUCACAACUAAUCCACAUAGAACAGUUUGGUGAACUUUAUCAUCUAGUCUCAAAUAUUAUCAUUAAUUUGAGGAAUAGCAACACCACUGCAUUUCUUGUCUACGGAGAAUCACUGACAAUUAUGUGGCUCAGGGCUAUCAUGUUUGUAGCAGAUCCUGAAAACAAGCAAACUGCAUUAUUUAGAAGGGUGUGGAUCAUGACUGCACAGAUUGAUUUUGUGCUCUCAGGCUUUCAAGUCAUGUGGGAUCUCCAGAUGUUCCAUGGGGCUAUUUCCUUCACGGUUCAUUCAACAGCAGUUGUAGGUUUCAAGGAGUUUCUUCAGACCAUCAAACCUCAUUCAGGCUGCAGAGAUGGGUUUCUGCAGGACGUUUGGGAACAAUCAUUUGAUUGUUCAUUCUCAAAAUCAGAAUUACAAGAAAUGUCCAAUAGGCAGUGCCCAGUGGAAAAGAAACUGGAGGAUCUUCCUGGGCCCGUGUUUGAAAUGGAAAUGACUGGCCACAGCUACAGUGUCUACAAUGCUGUUUAUGCUGUGGCUCAUGCUUUGCAGGCUCUACUCAUGUCGGGGUUCAAUAAGAAAAAAACAAUGAUGGGUAAAAAAACUGACCUUCCCCCUCUGCAGCCUUGGCAGCUCCAUCCGUUUCUACAUGGCAUUUCUUUUAACAAUUCGGCUGGAGAGAAAGUUUCCCUGAAUGAAAAAGGGGAAGUAAUGGGUGGAUUUGAUAUCAUUAACCUCAUCACAUUUCCCAAUCGGUCUUUUCAAAGAGUUAGAAUUGGAAGAAUAGAUCUGAGUUCUCCAAAAGGCAACGGAUUAUUGAUUGAUGAAGAUUUGAUUGUCUGGCACCCAGCUUUUAAUCAGGUUCUUCCAAUUUCUCUGUGUAAUGACCAUUGCUCCCCUGGAUACUGGAAGAAGGAGACUGAAGGAAAACAAUUCUGUUGCUAUGACUGUGUUCCAUGUCCAGAAGGGAAGAUUUCAAAUCAAAAGGAUAUGGAAGAUUGCUCUGAAUGUUCAGAAGAUCAUUAUCCAAAUAAAGAAAAGAAUGGAUGUAACCUGAAACUGCUGGUCUUUCUAACAUUUGAAGAAAACUUAGGAAUUGGUUUAGUCUCAGCAGCUCUUUGUUUUUUCUUUUUGACAUCUUGGGUAAUUGGAACAUUUAUCAAGCACAGGGAUACCCCCAUUGUCAAAGCCAACAACCGGUCCCUCACCUACACCCUCCUGGUCUCUCUUCUCCUCUGUUUUCUCUCCUCUUUCUUCUUCCUCAGCCAACCUGGCAAGCUGACCUGCCUUCUCCGACAAUCAAUGUUUGGCAUCACUUUCUCAGUUGCCAUUUCUAGUGUACUGGCCAAAACCAUCACUGUGGUUGUUGCCUUCAUGGCCACUAAACCAGGAUCUCAGAUGAGGAAAUGGGUGGGGAAAAGAUUGGCCUUUUCUAUUGUACUUUCAUGCUCUAUCAUCCAAAUAUGUAUUUGUAUUGUUUGGUUGUCAACAUUUCCCCCAUUCCCUGAGUUGGACAAGCACUCAGUGCACCCAAAAAUAAUUCUACAGUGCAAUGUGGGGUCAGCUUUCUUCUUCUACUGUGUCUUGGGCUACAUGGGUAUCUUGGCCAUUGCCAGCUUUAUUGGGGCUUUCCUUGCCCGUAAAUUACCUGACAGCUUUAAUGAAGCCAAGUUCAUCACUUUCAGCAUGUUGGCCUUUUGCAGUGUGUGGAUCUCCUUCUUUCCAGCCUAUCUGAGCACAAAAGGCAAAGCCAUGGUAGCUGUGGAGGUCUUCUCCAUCUUGUCCUCCAGUGCUGCAUUACUGGGAUGCAUAUUCUUGCCAAAGUGCUACAUCAUUGUUGUACGGCCUGACCUCAACCACAGGGAGCAACUGAUAAAGAGGAAUUAACACUUGGUGUAAUAUUUCUGGCUUUGAGAAAUUGCUCACGAAAAAAAAGAAAGAAGGAUUGUUUGCUGUCCAUAGGAGACAUAUAGAAGUCCUUAAUUCUGACAACAGAGGAUUGAUGGAGGAUUAUCCUGACAACUAAGAUUUAUUAUAGUUGCCAAUUGCAAAAGAAAUGCUCAUGCUGCUGCAUUUGCAAUCAUUCUCCAAGAUACUUUAA